Mesorhabditis belari is the source of this 2046-nucleotide messenger RNA. NCBI's taxonomy places the organism in Eukaryota, Metazoa, Nematoda, Chromadorea, Rhabditida, Rhabditidae. The record is from the annotation of a GenBank genome assembly.
AUGUCCCAGCAAAACUACAAAGAUGGUACGGUGAAGAAGCCGAACGUAGGCGAUUGCAUCUAUUUCAUUCGAAAACUUCGUCACUAUGCUUUACGGGCGGAUGAGGCGAUCUUCGAGACCGAAUCCGGUCAACCCGAUCCGAGCGCUCUCGAGAGAAUGCAAGAAGUCACUCGCUUCUACGAGCAAAUCGAAAAUUAUGCUAAACAAUUGCCACCGAAUGUCGCGGGAGCGAUGGAGAAGAUGGAUCUGCUGAAGAGCAUUUAUCAGGAAGAGCAAAACGAUCUGAACACCCACGAGCUUGUCGAGAGUUUCAUCGACACAACCAAUUGGACCGAAUGCAUAUUUACUCGUUACGUGUAUCUCACCGAGUUUCACCGCUAUCGACCGUACAGUCGAAAAACGACGGCGAUGAUCCCGAAACAUUUGCCGUAUUCGAAUUGGGGAGCCGAGGAUGCGAACAAACAUCCGCAUAAGCUUUUCGAGGCAGCUUUUGCACAGCUUCAACUCGAUUUGAAAAACAUGAAGCCUCGAUCGGGAAUCGUGCCCACAUAUUUGGAACAAAACAGUAUGUCAUCGAUUAUUGAGCUCAAAUUUGGCUUCUUUUGCCCGACACAGAAGAACACGUUCAUCUGCUCACAAAAGAUGUUAUUGGUGGAGGAAUUCGGGUAUUUCGAGAGCCUUCAAUUCAUCGCUCCACACGAGGAAUGGGCGUACAACGAGGAAAUGGGAGAAAAAAGGGUCGAUCUAACCAAGGAAAGCCAAUAUUUAAUUUUCCGAAAGCUCACGAUUCAGGGAAACGUUCAGCUCACUCAUACAAUUCAUCCAUAUUUGACGUCAAAUGCGAUGAAGAACCUCUUCAUGCAAUUGGGCAAAUAUCAAGAAGUUUUUCGGGCACAAUGCAAAUAUUGCAGAAAGCACAUGAAAGAUUUCAUGCCUCCCUACGUCGUCCUUGCUGCAAAGCAGACGCAAUUCGAUUUCGCGCAUGAGACUUGUAAGAGUCGGACUAUACAUUUGAAGCGACCCCACCCCGGUGCCCCCCUUGGCCACAAAAGUCCGCCCAAAGUAAUCCCAAGUUGUGUGAUGUCGCAAACCGCCGACGAGUGCAAAAAGCAGAUUGUGUCUUCGAGGAGCGUCGCUCGACAUGUGCAAAAGUUUCGAGCGAAAAUGAUGGAAACUGCAGGAUACCUGAAGACACUAAAUGCGACGGUUGAUCGAAAAGGACUCAUCAAGAAGUUGACGAAAGAAUUCGACCAAUUGCAAGCGACAUUGAGUGAUUUGCCGAACAUCUUCCCAACGGAUAUCGUCAACAGCUUCUUUACCAAUGUGCAACUUGCGGAGAAUGAGCCUGAGUACAAGUCGCAAAUCAAUCAAUUCUUUGAGCAACUAAUGUGGCAUGAUAGAAAUCUGAUGUUUUACGCCUUUUCGUUGAAUGAGAUGCACGAAGCGGGAAUAGUCACAGAAAAGAAGGCUCCGAUAAGCAUCAAGCAACCAUUGAGGCCAAAAGUGGUGAUAUCGGCAGCACAUGAGCGAUUCCAGAAGAUUUUUCAACUUGUGAGUUCAAUCGAAUUUUUUGAAGCGAGGCGCCAUUUGCAGAUAAGCUAUUUGGCGAAAAAUUUUCAACCAUCAACAUCUGUUGCAGAAUUGCGAUGUGGCACUUUCUUUCGUGGAUCGUUCAUCCCUCGACUGCGCAUUUUGAUGCUAGUGAUUGAUGGAGAGCUUCACUACGUAAAUUUUAUUGGCGGACACGAGAAUUGGCCAAUCGAUGACGACUGCUGGGGAAACAGGUUAAAUAUCACUUAUGAGAGUCGCUACCACGUCUACAAAUCACUUACGAUUCGUGCAAAUGAGCUGCUUAACAAAUUGUCCGAUUCAUCCUUCUCGACGAAUCCAAACGACAUGGCUAAGAUGAACUAUACAUUAGCAAAGUUUGGGGACGUUUUUUACAAUACGUGCACUGGUUGCCAGAAAGUAAUGAAAAACUUCUGCCCGCCUACGAUUGUCAACAUCAUCGGCAACAAAACAAUUUACCGCCAUGAACAAUGUUUA